AUGGACUCGUAUCUCUACACGAAACGGUUCAUUGACCAGCAGGUCAAGAUCCUUAACCAGCCGCUUGUGAUAGACGAUCGGCUUCGUGCGUUAAUAGCACAAUUGCAACUGGAGUAUGGCCCCGAUUCCAUUUCAGAAUCUCAGCUCCAGAAAGUGCUCCAGAAAACGAAUGCCAGAAUACGAAGACACAAUGCGGCAGCGUUCCUGGCACAGGUCACGAACCAGAUUGUCCAGCAAGUCUUGAAGUUGGAGCUGUACAAGUUAGCCAUAGUAAACGAACAACUAGCCAAGAUCAGAUACAUUUUGCGGCCGUUGCUUCUUCCUGACUUUAAUCUGGUUUCGAACGACGAUCCCAAGACCAGGCUCAGACAGUUCGAGUUGUUGAUCAAGGAGUUACCAGAGAGUCAGUACUUGAUCGUUGACGAUAGCCCGAUGAACAAGAAUGAGCAGCGCCUAUUUGUUUCUUCGGAUGAAGAAUCGGAUAGUGAAGACGAAGACGAUAAUCUACUUGUAGAAGACGACGCAGCCAGAGUAGAGGAGCCGGUCUCAUCACAAAGACUACGUAGUCACUAUACAAAAAAGUUGAAGGAAGAAGUAAAUCGCCAGAUACAGCGAGAUCAAACGAUUGACCAGUUGCUUGCCAAAUACGACGAGCUCAGACUAGCUCUUGUAGACGAACACAGCAAGCUUCUGUAUCUUUUUGAAAAGAUCCAGUACUUAAAAAGUCUCAAAAAUGAGAUCCAGAAUACCUUGGGAAUAAGUCUACCGGGAGAGAACAACAAGAAAGUAGACCAUGAGAUAUACGAUAGUGACGAAGAAGAGGAUGAAGUAGUUGGUGGAGUUUCACAGCUCCAGUCUAACCUCGUUACAAAUGACCACAACUCUAGUGCAAGGGGACUAUUGAGUGAAAUCAACCGAUUCCGGGUUUUGGUGGAAAAACUCUCAUACAAGAUCUCGAGCUCAGAUAUAGGCACCCGUGAGUUGCGGGAAGAGUUGGCGAAGCUCAGUAAGGGUUCUUCAGUAUAGACCGAACAUAGAGAUAUUGACCGAGUAUCCGUGU
Scheffersomyces stipitis CBS 6054 is the source of this 1060-nucleotide messenger RNA. RefSeq lists its product as uncharacterized. NCBI's taxonomy places the organism in Eukaryota, Fungi, Ascomycota, Pichiomycetes, Serinales, Debaryomycetaceae. The transcript has a single exon. The record is from RefSeq and is a predicted model, not a curated record. Bases 1 to 1026 code for a protein of 341 amino acids. Gene Ontology annotation, cellular component: Mis6-Sim4 complex.